AUGCCCGGGCGAAGGGAUGUCCCGCGAGCGCUGCUGCUGCUGCCGGUGCGAGCGCUGGCCACCACCACCGCCGCGACGCUGCUGGGUACCACCCCGACCAGCUCCACCUCCUCCACCACUACUGCCUCCUCCGCUGCCGCCUCCACUGCCUCCACCUCCGCCGCCUCCACCUCCGCCGCUGCCUCCACCACCACCGCUGGCACCACCACCACCGUCUCCGCCGCCGCUGCCGCCACCACCACCACCACCCCCGCCACUAGCCCCGCCGCCACCCCCACUCCCUCCGCCGCCACCGCCGCCACCGCCACCGCCCCCUCCAGCUCCACCCGCGCCCUUGCCCCCCUUGCCCUUGCUGGAGCGACCCUUUGCUAUCAUCAUCACAACAUGGCUCUCACUGACGGGCCUUCUACUGCUCUUCCUCUGGUUGGGGGUCCUCAAAGGAAGAAGUCUUUGGACGCACAUCCUGAGCUGAUCACCCCGAAGACGCUCUUUAAUGGAGCGUCGGCGGUCAACGAGUUAACACCCCGUACGUCGGCUCUGCGCAUCAAUGAUCAGCCUGCAGGGGAAACUGUCAACACUAGCGUCAAUGGCUCGGCUCCAGCGGCCUCUUCGUCUGACGCGGUGGAUCUGGACAAGGGGAAGGCUAAGGUCAAUGACGCGGACGACGAUGGGGGUUACCUCAGUGACGACCCUGACGAUAUAAGGACCCGGCGGUGCUUAAUGAGAUCGCAGCGCUGGCUGGUGUUGCUAUCAUGUUCCUGGUCCCUUUCGCCUGGAGCAAAGAGAUCCCGCACAUCAUCGGCACGGUUAACCACCUGCUGA
Molecule: messenger RNA, 822 nt
Organism: Closterium sp. NIES-65
Lineage: Eukaryota; Viridiplantae; Streptophyta; Zygnematophyceae; Desmidiales; Closteriaceae
Source: the annotation of a GenBank genome assembly